Lithohypha guttulata is the source of this 225-nucleotide messenger RNA. It is a transcript of the gene HIST3H3, whose product is annotated as nucleosomal DNA binding. The record is from RefSeq and is a predicted model, not a curated record. Lineage: Eukaryota; Fungi; Ascomycota; Eurotiomycetes; Chaetothyriales; Trichomeriaceae. Gene Ontology annotation, cellular component: nucleosome; nucleus. Gene Ontology annotation, molecular function: DNA binding; structural constituent of chromatin; protein heterodimerization activity. The transcript has 2 exons. The coding region runs from base 1 to 225 and encodes 74 amino acids.
AUGGCGCUCCGCGAGAUUCGACGCUACCAGAGAUCGACAGAGGUCCUCAUCCGCAAGCUGCCUUUCGAGCGACUGGUGCGUGAGAUAGCCCAAGACUACAAGGCAGACCUUUGCUUCCAGUCGUCGGCCAUUGGAGCUCUGCAGGAGGCCACCGAAGCAUACCUGUGUGGCUUGUUUAAGGACACACAACUCUGCGCCAUACACGCUAAGAGGAUCACCAUUUAG